Molecule: messenger RNA, 1358 nt
Organism: Lontra canadensis (Northern American river otter)
Lineage: Eukaryota; Metazoa; Chordata; Mammalia; Carnivora; Mustelidae
Gene: ORMDL1
Product: ORMDL sphingolipid biosynthesis regulator 1
Exons: 4
Coding region: 70-531 (153 amino acids)
Biological process (GO): ceramide metabolic process; negative regulation of ceramide biosynthetic process; intracellular sphingolipid homeostasis
Cellular component (GO): endoplasmic reticulum membrane
Source: RefSeq, a predicted model, not a curated record
GGAGCAGCCGUCGCCCGGGAGCUGACUGGGUUCCGAGCCGGCCGCCGGGACUGAGGCGGCGGAGCAAACAUGAAUGUUGGAGUUGCCCACAGUGAGGUGAAUCCAAAUACCCGUGUAAUGAACAGCCGGGGUAUGUGGCUGACAUACGCGUUAGGAGUUGGCUUGCUUCAUAUUGUCCUACUCAGUAUUCCCUUCUUCAGUGUUCCUGUUGCUUGGACCUUAACAAAUGUUAUACAUAAUCUGGGGAUGUAUGUAUUUUUGCAUGCAGUAAAAGGAACACCUUUUGAAACUCCUGACCAGGGUAAAGCAAGGCUCCUAACUCAUUGGGAACAACUGGACUAUGGAGUACAGUUUACAUCUUCACGGAAGUUUUUCACAAUUUCUCCAAUAAUUCUAUAUUUUCUGGCAAGUUUCUAUACGAAGUAUGAUCCAACUCACUUCAUCCUAAACACAGCUUCUCUCCUGACUGUGCUAAUUCCUAAAAUGCCACAGCUUCAUGGUGUUCGGAUCUUUGGAAUUAAUAAGUAUUGAAAUGUUUUGGAAUGGAACAAAAAUGUUUACAGCUACUGAGUUUUCUGUAAGGAAGGAGUGGUUAGGAAACCACACUGUUUCCAUGAUAAUGUGAAAUGAGAAGCAUUUACAUUGGAGGGCUAGUUGCUGGUUCUUCAUAUGCUGUUUUGAAGGGCAGAUACUUACUAGAAGAUGCCUCUGUUUAAUGCACGUGGUAUCUUUCUAAAGAGAGGCUUUAUAGGCAGGCUGGGCAGGCCCAGCGUAUAAGUUAAAUGGCUGCAAAGUGAGGGUAUAGUAGAUAAAUCCAAGGAAAGAAGAGAUUUAUAAGAUACUAAGAACACCUUAGCUUAUAAUGAGUGGGCAUUAUGUUAGGAGAAGAAAAUUUCCAAUCAUUCAGUCAGUUUAAGCAGACAUACAUGUAAACCAGAAUCAUCUCUUUACAAGUUUAUUACAGAUCACUUUUAUUACCAUAUAUAUUCCUCUUGUGUUACAUAAGAGGCUAUUUCCCUCUUGUUUUAUACAAGCCAAUCCCUACUUUAUGAUUGUACUUUUUUGGUUUUGCUGGCUUGACAUUGUAUUGAAGGAUGAGGUCGUUUUUACAUUUAUUAAGUUACUGUGAAGGUCCACCUUCAUGACUGGUGAUAGAAGACAGCCAGGCAUCUUAAAAACAGCCUCUGAGUCAGCCUUCUCAUUUUGGAGCAGAGUGGGUUUUGUUGCCUUUCCAGGCACGAGGCUGCUAAUCCAGUGAAGAAAAUAAUUUAUUUCACACAGUUAAAAUAUAUGAUAAGUUAAAGCUCUCUGCUGAUUUAGUUGAUCAAUCUGAUUGUUAAAGACCACUGUUGUUGAGG